AUGGAUCUGGACACAUCACUGGCGGACUUUCAUAGCACGGAAACUUUGGUUUCUACCCCAAAAUAUUCUUAUGGUGUUCUUAUAAAUGUCAUCUUGUUGGUUCUGUGGACAUGCUUUCGCGUGGUGAAUUGGUUCUUGGUGACGCUACCGUCGAUUUUGCUUGGAAUGCUCUCCAAAACUUUCCAAAUCACCUUGUCACUUUCGUCGAUUCUCAUGUUUGUGGUUGCAGUGACGGCUAUUUGUUUCUUGGUGGUUCGGUACAAAUACUUGACAAGAUACUCUCGAAACUCAGCUGCCAAAGAACCAGCGAAAAAGCUGUUUGAUAUCGAUGAUCUUUCGAAAAAGAAGAAACUGCUGUCCAAGACUUCUUCCAAUUACUUGGACCAGUUCUUAAGUGCAAUUCAGGUUUUUGGAUACUUGGAGGGCCCGGUUUUCCACGAGUUAACGAGAAAUAUGACUACCCAGAAAGUCCUUCCGAACGAGGUUUUGUACUUGGAUGAGUCGUUGGGGUUCCUGAUUGUGGUCGAGGGAACUAUGCAAGUAUACACCAAAGUCACCAACCUCUCGAAUCUGAGUUUGAACGCUGAAGACGAUGGGUUAGAUUUGCGGUACGAAAAUGACGACGUUCUUUGCAUUGGAAACGACAAGUACCAGCUUUUAAAUGAGGUUAAGAGUGGAGCACCGUUGUCUUCACUUAUGAGCACUUUGGACCUUUUCACCUCCAACGAAGUACCACUUCUGCCAACUAAAUUUGGCUCUUAUAGUCUCACCGCUGUCACCCCUCUUGAAUUGAGUCCCAAUAAUACUGGUGGCAACUCUCCACCUCCUUCACUUGCUCCAGAAAUUGUUGCGAGGCCAAAGGGCACCACAAGCACAACUUUGGCAAUUAUCCCAUAUACAGCAUUCCAAAGACUCCACAAAAAGUAUCCCAAGGCAACUUCACACAUAGUCACCAUGGUAUUAACCAGACUCUACAAGGUUUCGAUGAACACUAUUUAUAACUACUUGGGGCUUUCUAAGGACAUUUUAGAUUGCGAACGAAAUCUCAAUGCUGAAACUAACGAAAGGCUUCCCAGUUAUCUUUCCAAAGGAAUCAUCGAGAAAUUUCACAAAACCGAAGAACUGGCUUCUGUUGAAGGCCUGCCAACGCUCCCCCGGAGAUCUACCGUCAACUUGAGAGCACUUACUCGUCAAGCAUCUUCAUCUCGCUAUGUCGUUCUUGCAUCUCGCUCCAAAUCUACCCAUCCAGGUGAUCUCUUGUCUUCCGUUCCCUUGUCGAGAAGAUCAGACUACUACGAAACCCAAACCAUUCCAAAUGAAUCGGAGGAUCUGCCCACCAUCCAAAGGUCCUCUCUCAGACGGCGAGCAUCUCAUUCCACUAGUCUUCGAAAGAGUAACAGUGUUCUUGAAGAUAUCCGUGUUCGUGGCUUUUCCAAUGAACGUGAAGAGACCGAAGAGACAUCUUUGCGUACCGCAAUUGUGGAGCAAAUCUUCACGCAUUUGGGUAUAUCUGAAGACGAUCCCACUGUGAUGAAUAUCAAUCCGACUUCGGCGUCUUCUUCAGCAUCGUCUUCAAUUGUGGGCAUUUCAAAGUUGAACUAUGGGUCUUUAGAUUCCAUUAAUAGUCCUCGUGUGGACCCCAUGACCAGUAUUCGGUCCAGUUUAGCAAGUAAUGGGAACAAAGUGUACCAAACAAUCAACCAACACACAAAGGAAGCAGACGUUUUACAAGAAAAACCAAAGAAGGUGGUUUUGCCCGGCUCUAGAGGUGACGAUUCUGACUUUGUGGCAGUGAAAGAUGAAUUCGCUCGAGCUAUACAAAUGAAAUAUAUCCAGCCAGGUAAAACUAUCAUUGAACAGGACUCGUUCCACACAGGUAUAUUUUACGUCAUUGAUGGUUCUCUAGAUGUGAUACAAGAGUCAAACGGCAAGUCGAAAAAGAUCUAUACCGUGAAAGCUGGGGGCAUCACUGGCUACUUAAACUGCCUUAUUGGCAUGAAAUCUUUGGUGCUGGUGAAAGCAUCUGAAGAUUCGAGUGCCAUUGUUGCACACAUACCCAGUCACAUGUACUCCAAGUUGAUUGACAAGUUUUACUUUCUUCAACUACCCAUUGCUAGACGCUUGAAGCGAUUGUUAUCAAAGCAAUUCCUCACCAUAGACUAUGCCUUGGAAUGGUGCCAUAUUUCUGCUGGGGACAUCUUGAGCAAAGAGGGUGAGCCAGCAAAUGGAUUCCACAUAGUAUUGAGUGGACGAUUUCGAGUGGUCAAGUUCAAAACACCUUUUAAACCGGUUGCCUCAAAGGCAGGUCAUGAUACUUAUGACUACAACGACAACUUGAUCGACGAGAGCAAUAAAAAGUAUACUUCGAAUGAUGUUGAAAUUUUGGGAGAAUACGGCCAUGGUGAGUCUAUUGGAGAAGUUGAAGUAUUAACAGCAUCUCUCAGAAAAAACACUUUGAUUGCAGUUCGUGACUCAGAAACAGCCAGGAUACCUAGAGCGCUUUUUGAAUUACUUUCGCUCCAAAACCCAUCAAUAAUGGUGAAAGUUUCAAGAAUUGUCGCCAAUAGACUCUCAAAAAAAGACUCGGAGGAGAUCCUAGAUAAACCACUUGCAAUGACACUGUCUGACAGUCCAUAUAUCUCGAGCAACUUCAAGACGAUCACCAUAUUACCCACCGUUUCCCAGCUUCCCGUUAGAGAAUUUGCAGACAAGUUAGUACAGGCAUUGAAAGCGAUAGGCAGAAACGUUAUAGCACUUGAUCAAGCUUCUACACUUACUCAUCUUGGAAAGCAUGCAUUUGACGAACGACUUGCCGAGCUUAAACUUUCCGGCUACUUUGCCUACUUGGAGGAGAAGUAUGAAACGAUUGUCUACGUUUGUGAUACUCCAGUCAAGUCCAAUUGGACUUCUACUUGUAUCUCUCAGGGUGACUGUAUUCUUUUGCUUGCUGAUGCUGACGAUGAAGAUACUGCUGAAAGUAUUGGAUCUUACGAGAGACUACUUAUUAAGCUAAAAACCACAGCAAGAACCGAUCUCUGUUUGAUACAUCCCGAGAAGUAUGUGACUCCAGGAUCUACGAGUAUUUGGUUGAAGAACAGAGUAUGGGUUCAAGGUCAUCAUCAUAUACAGAUGGAAAUAAGCCCAACGCAAACUACGCUGGUGAUGAAACCAAAGAUCCCAAUAAUCAGUGAGUUGGCCAAGAAGAUCAAGGAUAGAGCUAAUCCAAACAUAAAGUUGAAAUUAGAGGAGGUCAAGGGAAAAGCAUUAGCAUCGUUUGUCAAGUUGAACAAUAAGAUCAAUGCACAUGGACGGAUGUCUUUCAAUGGAGUGUCGGUGCACAAGAACGAUUUUCUUCGACUUGCUCGUAUUCUCUCGAAUGAGGCCGUUGGGCUUGUUUUGGGUGGAGGAGGGUCUCGUGGAAUCUCUCACGUUGGCGUUGUAAUUGCACUUGAAAAACAUGGUAUUCCCAUAGAUCUUGUUGGCGGAACCUCAAUAGGGUCGUUUGUGGGUGGACUCUAUGCUAUGGACUAUAACACAGUUUCGAUUUAUGGCCGAGCCAAAAAGUUUGCAAAGAGAGUGUCUUCGUUUUGGAGAAUCCUCACAGACUUAACAUACCCCGUCACUUCCUAUAUGACCGGUUAUGAGUUCAAUAGAGGUAUCUGGAAGAUUUUUGGCUUUACAGAAAUUGAAGAUUUUUGGCUCCGCUACUUUUGCAACUCCACCAAUAUUACCAACUCCACCAUGGAUAUACACGAAACUGGGUACCUGUGGCGGUUUAUUAGAGCUUCAAUGUCGUUGGCUGGCCUACUCCCUCCGAUUACAUACAACGGUUCUAUGCUUCUCGAUGGAGGCUACUUGGACAAUUUACCUGUUCUGGAAAUGAAGAAAAAAGGUGCCAAGUACAUCAUUGCUGUUGACGUUGGGUCAGUUGACGACAGAACACCCAUGAAUUACGGUGAUACACUUUCCGGAUUUUGGGUUCUUCUCAACCGUUGGAACCCAUUUUCUAAGCAUCCUGAUGUUCCAAAUAUGAUGGAUAUUCAAUUGAGAUUGGCAUAUGUCGCAAGUGUCAAUGCUCUUGAAAUCUCGAAAAAGACACCAGGCGUGAUGUAUCUCCGGCCCCCAAUUGAGAACUAUGCUACUUUGGACUUUGCCAAGUACGAUGAAAUCUAUCGCGUGGGGUAUGUGUACGCAGAUGAACUUUUCACUCUGUGGAAAAGCAGUGGUAAGCUACCCGAUAUCGCGGGAAUGGGAGACAAGGUUCGGAAAGACAUGUCUGGAGAGCAUGUUUCGUUGAGCAGACGUAAUUCUAUUUAA
Meyerozyma guilliermondii ATCC 6260 is the source of this 4317-nucleotide messenger RNA. Its product is annotated as lysophospholipase. The transcript has a single exon. The record is from RefSeq and is a predicted model, not a curated record. Gene Ontology annotation, cellular component: endoplasmic reticulum. NCBI's taxonomy places the organism in Eukaryota, Fungi, Ascomycota, Pichiomycetes, Serinales, Debaryomycetaceae. Gene Ontology annotation, molecular function: phosphatidylcholine lysophospholipase A1 activity. The coding region runs from base 1 to 4317 and encodes 1438 amino acids. Gene Ontology annotation, biological process: lipid metabolic process.